Molecule: messenger RNA, 1710 nt
Organism: Lentinula edodes (shiitake mushroom)
Lineage: Eukaryota; Fungi; Basidiomycota; Agaricomycetes; Agaricales; Omphalotaceae
Exons: 9
Coding region: 124-1527 (467 amino acids)
Molecular function (GO): protein binding
Source: RefSeq, a predicted model, not a curated record
UAUUGAAAUCCGAAAUUUUUCCUCGAAAUUGACUCGAUUUAGGUGCGGGAGUUUGGCUUGCAAAGGCACAACAGGCACCACUUUAGCAGAAUUAGCGCCGGUCACUUGUCAUCUCUCGACAUCAUGCCCAAAGAUCUUCCUGGAUUUUACUUUGACACACAAAAGAAUAGAUAUUUUCCCCUCUCAUCAAGGCCAUCUACAUCACCACAAAGUACACUUUCACGCACACCGUCUAGAUCAUCUGUUGAAGUGGACCCAUCUACUACACCGCGUACGAUCAGUCGCCAUACAAGAAGUGCUCAAACUCUCAAUCAGAGGCUCUUGAGCUCACCCGUAUCCCAUUGCAGGCCCCUUGUAAAUCACGAUAUACAAUGUACACGCGUCGCCUCUACUUCACGAUUUGAUUUUAGCCAAACAGCAAGUUUUGGUGAUAUCACGGAAUUUUGUUCUGCGACGUCUGACAACGGUUCGACGCGUCGAUACAUUGGCGACAACAAAGGAUGGCUCUACACAUGUUCUGUGUAUGAUGAUAUCUCGUUCGACAACCGACUCGAAGCUCUGAAUCAAUACCCGCCUACAGACUCCCCAAGUGCUCAGACGUAUAUGUGGCCCGCAGAAAUCAAUCUGCAUUCGCACUCGCAGGUAUCCUCAAUCAAAAUUUCUGGUCAGAAAUGCGUCGCGACAUGUUUUGGUCCUGUCACUAAGGUCGCUGUUCAAGAUCUCCAUGUAUCCGGGCGUACAACACUCAUUACGUUGAAUCAAGUUCAUGAUGUUCGGGUCAGUCAUCUACAGGACAACGCACUGAUCCUAGGCGCGAAAGGCAAAGCUGUGUAUAUACCUGAUAUUGAUAUCUCUGGGUCUGUUCAACACCUCAGCAACUUCCAAAACAGUGAUGUUUUUGCUCUGGAUCGAGACGAGAAUUUUGUCUACACAGGCUUGCGCAACGGCUCUAUAUUACGCCACGAUUUGCGUGUCUCUUCUAACAAGCACGAUGGUCAAUUGCUCUUCCACUCCCGAUUCACACCUUCAAAAAAUAGUACAUCGCCCAGCCCCGUGUUAUACCUCAAACUUGUAAAAGAUUCACAGUUACUUGUCAGUCGAAUGAAUGGCGAGCUCUGUACAUACGACACGCGUUUUCCUGUGCAUAGCACGCCUUCUCAAAUCUUCACAGGACAUCGUAAUUCAGUUACACAGAAAUUGGGUAUUUGCAUUGACCCCAUGCAUGAAUUUCUCUUCGCGGCAGGAGAAGACCGUUGUAUCCGGGGAUGGUCCCUACGAACAGGAAAAGCACUGCACGGAAUUUCGUCUGUUGCGGUAUCCGUUCCCACAUCGACUUCAAGGUCAUCGUCGUCCUCCACCUCCUACCCUGACCUCAACCAAUUCCGCAACCCUUUCAAUACGGAGUUCCCCACUCCGAUACCGACCAUGCAAGUUGCGGAGGAAAGUGACGGAAGCUUGUGCUUGUGGGCUGGGAGUCGGCAAACAUUGUAUCAAUACUAUCUGGGACAAUAUUCUAAAACUUGUUGAAUCGGGUGUAGUACCGUCAAGUACGGGUAAAUACAGGCAGAUACGUCUGGACAACAUGCUAGUGCCUGUCAAAUGAAGAGCGUGCUCGCAAUCACUUGGAGUAGAUUUAUGGGCCUCGCAACCACCAUUCGCUGCAAGAAGGUUUCGAGACGAAAUCGGCGAUUGUGUGCAAAAAACGUCACG